Messenger RNA from Condylura cristata (star-nosed mole), 240 nucleotides. RefSeq lists its product as uncharacterized. The record is from RefSeq and is a predicted model, not a curated record. Lineage: Eukaryota; Metazoa; Chordata; Mammalia; Eulipotyphla; Talpidae.
AUGCCCACUACCAGCCCAGUCACUGGGCACCGACAGGCUCCUCCCCAACGGGGCCCUUAUCAGGAAGCGAUUUGGGUUGGUGGGGAGGGGAAGUCCCAGGCCCCAGGCUGGAGCAAGGUGGGUAGCAGAGAUAGGGAAGUGGGGAGGGGGCCCCUUCCACCCUUGCCAGGCAAGACGCCCGCACCUUUAAUUAGCAAGCAGCAGCCUCUCCCCGAUUCAUCACAGUCACUGUUUAAUUAG